Messenger RNA from Aplysia californica (California sea hare), 3200 nucleotides. Its product is annotated as acyl-CoA:lysophosphatidylglycerol acyltransferase 1. Gene Ontology annotation, molecular function: acyltransferase activity. The coding region runs from base 279 to 1442 and encodes 387 amino acids. The transcript has 6 exons. NCBI's taxonomy places the organism in Eukaryota, Metazoa, Mollusca, Gastropoda, Aplysiida, Aplysiidae. The record is from RefSeq and is a predicted model, not a curated record. Gene Ontology annotation, cellular component: endomembrane system.
UUGAAUAGUAGUUUGUAGAUCUAAUCACACUUUAGUAUGGUUGUUGAUGUUGUUGGGGCCUUGUCCAAUGUCAUUUGCUGAUUCACGACAGAGCACGCUAUCAGACAUUCUGUCGUUACUCUUCACCGAGGAAAAACAAGGACCAGAAUCUAGACUCUAGAGACUGCUGUUUAGGCUUAGCCUAAGGCUUAGGAACAAAAAAAGGAGACACAGUCAAAGGAUACUUGAUCUUCAUUCACAAAGGAACUUACAUUACAAGCUACUGCGAGACUGGCACUAUGAACGACUAUUUGAGAUAUGGGUUCAGGCUUCUUAUCUUCAUCAUCACUAACUUGUACGCCUUCCCAACCUACAUGGUAUGGAUGACACUUCUGACUCCGCUGCGCCUCCUGGCUCCAAAAACCUACUGGUGGAUGGAGGCCCACAUGUUCAAGAUGCUGGAGUGCAUGGUGAUCACAUGGUGUGACUCUGGCGGCUACAAAGUCAUUGAAUGCGGUGACGACAUUGGACUGCUUCACGACAAAGAGGCCAUUGUCCUGAGUAACCAUCAGUCCACAGGAGACACGCCUAUUCUCUUCCUGGCCAGCUACCUCAAGGGUCUGGCUUGUGGCACCACCAUGUGGAUCAUGUGGAUCCUCUUCAAGUUCACCAACUUUGGCCUCGUUUCUGUUCACCGAGAGGACUUUUUUAUUGACCAGGGCAAAGAGACUCGCCAACUUCAGCUUGAGAAUUUGAAGAAGCAUUUGAAAGAGUCAUACCUCCCCCAUGACCGUAAAUGGAUUAUAGUAUUCCCAGAAGGAGGGUUUCUGUACAAAAGGCUCGAGUCUAGCCAAAGGUACGCCCGAGCCAAUGGAUAUCCAGUGCUGCAGCAUGUUACACUGCCCAGGGUUGGGGCAGUAAAAGUGAUUCUUGAUACCAUCGGGGAACCCUAUGAUCCUGUAUCCUCGAGCACAACUGAGGAAGGUGGCCCUGUCCUCUCACCGGAGGCUGCUAAUGUCACCAGCGACCAUCAGCUUGCGGACGACCAGUUACCUCUUAAAUGGAUUAUUGAUAUCACGAUCGCCUACAAAAAUGGAAAGCCUUUGGAUUUUUUAGGAAUGUGCAUAGGGUAUAACCCUCAGGAGGAUGUCCUUCUCCAUUACAAAGCUUAUCGUGCGAAGGAUAUCCCCCGCGAUGAAGAGGCCUUGACCUCCUGGUUGUACGACCGCUAUUGUGAGAAGGAUGCGCUCCUAGAUUACUACUACAAGCAUGGGGAGCUCUCAGAAGAAGUUCUCAGCAGUAGGAGAAUUUUGCCGCAUCUACGGACAUCGUACAUUCGUUUCGAUGUGCUCCAGCAGAUUCUGAUACAUCUCUUUUUCAUAAUGUCGUGUUAUGUCCAUUACUCUUUUCUUCUAAAGCCUUUUCUGGGCCUGUGCUCCUCAGUUUUAAGCUUUGUCUUUUAAGACAAAAGAUGUCGUCUUUUUGGGUUUUGUUUUUAUAAUAAGUCGAUCAAGCAUUACAAUUCUUGUUUUGUUGGUUGGUCUACAGCUUAUGUUUAUAAGGAUGUUUAUCUUACUAGCCAGUAGAAGAGAAAAAUGGUCAGGAGACUGAAUUUUUUUCGGGUUGUUUUGUUUUCCAGACUGUGUUUUUGACAUGAGACAGUGUAUUGUGUGUAAAGUAACUUCUGAGACAGUUACAAUAUGUAUGUCUCUCGUAAUAUAUCAUAAGGGAAGGCAUUUUUCUUCUGUCAGAGAAAGAAAUUUCGAAAUCAGGGAGUUGUACUUUUAGUUUGAACAUCCCUCAUUUAAAAAAAAAAUUUUAUUAGAAAGAUGGAGAAAAUGAGAUCAAUUUUUGUCAUCUUUGACUUCCAAAUCAAUGACGAUGACAGCAAUGGGCCAAUGCCCAAUGCAAAAUGUGAGUCCUUAUUUAUUUGACGUUUUACAAUCGUCUUGCUUCCGAGAAUUGAUGUGUUUGUGUAGUUGGUCGUCUCGACACAUGAUCACAAGACAAUUUCUGACUCUCUCUCUCUCUCUCUCUUUCUCUCUCUCUCUCUCUCUCUCUCUCUCUCUCUCUCUCUCUCUCUCUCUCUUUCUCUCUUAUUCCCCAACCCAGUCCCUCAAGUGUGUACAGUAUAUAUAUUUCAGUUUUAACAUUCCUUACUUUGUAACUAACUUCAGCGCAAGCUCAGAUCACUUCACUUACACGUACAGUGCAGCUGUUGUUGUGGGCUUUGCAAACCCAAGUUUUUAGAAAGAUACAAUUUAUUUUUGUUAUUAGGAGCGUUACUAAUGUUUCUUCAAAUUUGUUCAUCUUGCUGACGGGACAAUAAUAGCCAUAUAUUUAAUCAUAUAUAGCCUUUUAAACUUGUUUUGUAGUUUUUAGAAUCUGAGAAUAUUGUCUGAAUGACAAAUUGCUCUUUUUUGUUUUUAAUGUGCAACUGUUACCUGCACGUUUUUUCCUCUGCCUGGGUCCAGAGUCAGGACCUUUGGUAUGUGAGCCAAAAAUAGCAUAUCUAGACACUUAGAAGGGCCUACAAAUAGUGACUCCACUUUCAGAUCUGUGCUGUUUAGUCCCUUGACCUGUUUUCCUGCAUUCUAAGUGAUUCACAAGAACACGGACGCAUCAAACCUAAUGAACAUCGUGAACGUUUGCCCGCUCAUGAUGUGCAUAUUUGUUCUAAUCUAUCUUUCACGACUUUCAGAUCUGUAAAUUCACCUCGGUCUUUUUGUACUGCCCUGCAAUGUAAUGCCAGUCCCAUUUUCUUCUGUUUUUCCAUAGUGUUCAAAAUUAAUGACUCCGUUAAAUGCUGUACUAACUCCUUCGUCAUUUUUUUACGCCAUAAUUCCCCCCUUUUAAUAGACUGAAACAGUGACCCCCAUUGAUGCCAGGGAUAACUUUUGCUUUCUUCUCUCUCUAAGGACGCAGCAGACACAUACGUCCGAUCACCAGGAGACCAAAGACAAUUUUGCGGCAUGUUUCAAACCAUUUCGCACAAAUCAGAAAUACGAAUUAUUUUUCCUAGUACGCAUGUUGAAGCCUAACUUUUUAAAGUUUUCAGGCAAUGGAAAGCACAACUGAAUAAUCUGUGUGAAUUAUGCUGCUUCUUUUUUAAAGUGUUUUAAAAAAAUAGCACAUUUUUACACUUUGUAGAAUGUGGGUCGUUUGUUGGGUGCUGUGGGAUGGUUUGCUCCUUCUUACUUAUUAAACAUUUAUUGCCCUUA